Bombus impatiens (common eastern bumble bee) is the source of this 2733-nucleotide messenger RNA. It is a transcript of the gene Hr96, whose product is annotated as nuclear hormone receptor HR96. NCBI's taxonomy places the organism in Eukaryota, Metazoa, Arthropoda, Insecta, Hymenoptera, Apidae. Gene Ontology annotation, biological process: positive regulation of transcription by RNA polymerase II; cell differentiation; negative regulation of transcription by RNA polymerase II. The coding region runs from base 389 to 2719 and encodes 776 amino acids. The record is from RefSeq and is a predicted model, not a curated record. The transcript is spliced from 5 exons. Gene Ontology annotation, molecular function: nuclear receptor activity; RNA polymerase II cis-regulatory region sequence-specific DNA binding; zinc ion binding.
CAAUGACGUAGUGGGAGGGUGUAUAAUAUAGUUAUAUUUAUAUAGUAGUGAGUAGUGAAACAUAUACGACAGGUUUGUGCGCACCACUCGGUUAAGUACUUGUAACUGAAUGUCAAUUGAGCGGUCCAUUUAGCUUGUCACUUAAAGCUUUUCAAGCGAUAUCUCUCACGGAUCCGGGACGUUGUAUAAAAAAUGCUAAUCGUUUCGAAAUCGUGAAAAAUCACGGCUCGAGAUCGUUUGAUUUCGUUCCGUCAAUUUUCGCGGACGAUGCGAUAAAAACAACACUGACAUGAGUCAGUCAUCGAAGAAGCGUAAUUCCGAGCGGGAAUACCGAAUGGUGCGUUAAAGAUAAGAGUGUCAAUCGCUGGAGAAAUCGGUCUGGGGAGCAAUGGAAGAUGAACAACCAGCGAGAGAGACGAAUAAGAUUUGCGGUGUGUGUGGCGAUCGUGCGCUCGGUUACAAUUUCAACGCGGUUUCGUGCGAAAGUUGUAAAGCUUUCUUCCGACGAAAUGCUUUGAAAAAUAAGGAUUUUAGGUGUCCAUUUACUGAAAAUUGUAAUAUAACACCAGUCACUAGACGCUUUUGUCAAAAAUGUCGCCUAGAUAAGUGCUUCAGCAUAGGCAUGAGGAAGGAAUAUAUUAUGUCUGAGGAGGACAAAGUACUGAAGAGACAAAAAAUAGAACAGAAUCGUGCAAAGAAAAGACCAACCUUGGAAAGUGCAAAACCAUCAAAAAUAAAAAAAGGUUACUUGGAUGAGUGUAAUUUUGAUGACACUUCUAUGUCAGUUAAUUCAGUUGUGUCAACUGCAUCAGACACAUACUUUUGGGAGUCUGAUAGAAAAUAUACAGAUUUAGAUGCAAAUAGACAGAAUGUAACCGAAAGCUUAAGUCCUGUAACAGCUGCAAGCGUACCAAGUCCUUCUAGUCCACCGGAAAAUGGAGCCAUAAGUGGGUCAAAGACACUAGAUAUGAUGAAAGACUCUACCCAUAACUCAAACUCAAACUUUGAAAAUUAUGAUCAUACUUCUUCACCUCGUGGCGAAGAGAAUGAUGUUGAUGCUGAAAGGUUGAGAAUGGAUUUCAAUUCUCCUUCUCAAAAUCAACAAAGGUUAGACAAAGUUAAAUCUCCAUCUCAUAAUUUAGAAAAAAGUAAGAAGUCAGUAAUAGGUUCGAGAAAAUCUGACCAAAAUAUAUCAGACCUGAAUUCUGAGUUUGCUUCUACUAAUAAUGAAUCUAUGAAAUAUUCUCCUGAAUUUGAAAAUGCAUCUUGCUACAACAAGUUUGAUUGUAGCCCUGUACAGAGUUCCCAAUAUAUUGAGCACACAUCACAUUAUAGGAAAAUGAGCAUAGAUACGAAUUCAGGAAUGCACACGAGCGUGCAAAAUUCAGAAGAAGUAGUGCUUAGUCAAAAACAGAAUAAGGAAACGUGUUCAGAAGAAGACAAUUUUAUUAGUAAUAAAUUCUCGCAAGAUUCCACUCUGAUCACAAAACUUGUUAAUAAUUCAAAUUUUAUCACGAAAAUAUUUCAAAACGAAGAAUUACUUAUAAAGAUUAUGUCAGACCCUGUUGUUAUUAGCAAAUUAGAAGCAGAUCCCCAGAUUUCGCACUUUUUCAAAAAAACCGGUGUCGUCACAGAUAAAGAAGCACCAUCUGAGAAAGAAGCAAGUACUCAGUAUAAAGAUGAUGUAAAACCAGGUAACAAUAAUUCCAGUCACACGUUUAAACCAAUAUUAAAAGUUAAACAGAAACAAGUAGAAAAUCCUAUUUUGACCGAUUUAAUUACGAAUUCGAGUCAAGAGGAAUGUAUAAAGCAACGGGAUAAUAGUAGUGAUUGGAACAGAAAUCUAUCGGAUGUCACAAGAGACGUACUUCAAGAUGUGCAAAGAGUACCAAUUGCUGUGAAUUCCAUUGAAUCUAUACUUUGUGAAGCGAUUAAAUUAGAGUUUUCAACAUAUUCUGCUCUCGGCGGUAUGGAGACCAGAAGGGUAUUGAACGAUGCUGAAAGAGCAAAGUUAAAUGAAUUAAUAGUAGCCAACAAGGCGUUAUUAGCUCCUCUAGACGAGGAUAUAACGAAUUUAAUCGGAGAAGACUGUAAAUUUAAGAACAAUUUCGGCCGAUCUGACCCCGCACUAUUAGACGUUAUAAAUCUUACUGCCAUUGCUAUUAGACGCUUGAUAAAGAUGGCGAAAAAGAUAAAUGCCUUCAAAAAUAUGUGUCAGGAGGACCAAAUAGCUCUUUUGAAGGGUGGUUCCACGGAAAUGAUGAUUUUAAGAUCAGCACUCAAUUACGAUGUUGAGAAAGAUAUGUGGUGGAUACCGCAUAGUCAAGAAAGUAUGUCCAAUAUAAAGGUGGACGUGUUAAAAGAAGCAAAAGGGAAUCUUUAUACAGAGCAUUCAAGAUUUAUUAGAAGUUUCGAUCCUAGGUGGAGAGAUGAGAAUAUUAUUUUGAUUUUAAGCGCAAUUGCUUUAUUUACACCAGACAGACCGAAGGUAGUGCAUAAUGAUGUAAUUAAAUUGGAACAAAAUUCUUAUUACUAUUUGCUGAGACGUUAUCUAGAAAGUGUAUAUCCCGGAUGCGAAGCCAAAUCUAUGUUUCUAAAAUUAAUUCAGAAAAUUUCAGAUCUUCAUAGAUUAAACAAUGAAGUUGUCGGAGUAUAUCUUAAUUUAAAUCCGUCGAGCGUAGAACCACUUCUUAUAGAGAUAUUCGACCUGAAACAUUGAUCGAACGUGUUCAA